Linum trigynum is the source of this 576-nucleotide messenger RNA. The record is from the annotation of a GenBank genome assembly. NCBI's taxonomy places the organism in Eukaryota, Viridiplantae, Streptophyta, Magnoliopsida, Malpighiales, Linaceae.
AUGAAAGCUUACUUGCAUGCCCUUCAGCUGGUAAGAGAAAUGAUGGGAUACCCUCUAAACUUGUACUUCUACUCUUUUCUUCACCAUGUAGCUUUAGAUUCACUUGUCAAUGCAUACAGGAAGGAAAGUAGUUCUCUCAUUCUCUGCACCACUACUCUCAACAACAUUCCUUCUUCCUCAUCAACAACUCAUGAAAGUCAGAUCAAGUCUCAGUUGGAGUCAAUGGAGCUUGGAGAUGUGGUAGUGGAGCAUGUUUCUAGUGGUGAUGAUGACUUGGGUCUCAAGAAAUACAGUCUACAUUUGGAGCUCUUGGGGUUGCUUGAUGUGAACCCAAUUGGUUCUAUGAUUGUGGGUCAUAACUUGGAUAAGAUGAAAGGAAGGGGUGGUUACAAAGGUGGGUGUUCUUCUUUUGGGGAGGCUUUGGGGAGGAAUAAAGAAGGUUGCUAUUUUGUGAGCUUGCCAAUUGGGGAUGGAGGGAUGGAGUUGGCAAGACUUGGUGGUGGUGGGUGUUGUGGUAAUGUGCCUGUGGAGAUUGAGAGGAGGUACAAGAGGUUCCAUGUCACAUUUGAGGAGUGA